Alligator mississippiensis (American alligator) is the source of this 8562-nucleotide messenger RNA. It is a transcript of the gene SFPQ, whose product is annotated as splicing factor proline and glutamine rich. Gene Ontology annotation, cellular component: nucleus. The coding region runs from base 63 to 2012 and encodes 649 amino acids. Lineage: Eukaryota; Metazoa; Chordata; Crocodylia; Alligatoridae. The record is from RefSeq and is a predicted model, not a curated record. The transcript is spliced from 12 exons. Gene Ontology annotation, biological process: regulation of DNA-templated transcription. Gene Ontology annotation, molecular function: RNA binding.
CGAGGCCGUUGAGCUCGCCGCCAUUUUGCGCAGCAGGCUCUAAGAAGAAGCAGCCGCGCGUCAUGUCUCGGGAUCGGUUCCGCAGCCGCGGCGGCGGCGGGGGUGGCGGCGGCUUCCACCGGCGCGGUGGCGGCGGCGGGCGCGGAGGCCCCAACCACGACUUCCGCUCCCCGCCGCCCGGCAUGGGCCUGGGCCAGACCCGCGGGCCCAUGGGAGGCGGCGCGCAGGGCCCGGGCGGGCCUCCGGGCGGCGGCGGCCCCAAGCCCGAGCCCCCCAAGCCGCCGGGCUCGGUCCCCAACCCGCCCGCCUCGGCGGCCGCCGCCGCCACCCCCACGCCGGGCGCGGGCGGCGGCCAGGCUGGCACCGCCGCGGCGGCUUCCGCCUCGCCCGCGGGCCCGCAGCCGCCGCAGCAGCCGGGCCCGGGCUCCGCGCCCACCGCCGCCCCGGCCGGCCCCGGCGGGCAGCAGCCGCCGCCUCAGCAGCAGCCGAAGCCCAGCCCCAGCCCCACCCCCGGCGGCGGCGGCGGCCCCAAGAAGGGGCAGGGGCAGUCGCCGGGCGGCGGCGGGCCGAAGGGCCCGGGCGGGCCGCAGCAGGGCCCCGGCGGGCAGCACCCCAAGGGCGGCCCGGGACACCGCGGCGGCCGCGGCCAGCACCAGCCGCAGCAGAGCCACUCCUCGCAGCACGCCCUGCCCGGGGAGAAGAUCUCCGACUCCGAGGGCUUCAAAGCCAACCUGGCGCUCCUGCGGCGCCCCGGGGAAAAGACGUACACGCAGCGCUGCCGCCUCUUUGUCGGCAACUUGCCGGCCGAUAUCACGGACGACGAUUUCAAAAGGUUGUUCGCCAAGUACGGAGAGCCAGGAGAGGUUUUUAUCAAUAAAGGGAAAGGAUUCGGAUUCAUUAAACUGGAGUCCAGAGCUCUGGCUGAGAUUGCCAAGGCCGAACUCGACGAUACCCCCAUGCGGGGUCGACAGCUCCGUGUUCGUUUUGCCACGCACGCUGCCGCUCUGUCCGUGCGUAACCUUUCGCCGUACGUGUCCAACGAGUUGCUGGAGGAAGCGUUUUCUCAGUUUGGUCCAGUCGAAAGAGCUGUUGUGAUUGUAGACGACCGCGGUAGAUCCACAGGAAAAGGCAUUGUUGAAUUUGCCUCUAAGCCGGCUGCUAGAAAAGCAUUUGAACGGUGCACUGAAGGAGUGUUCUUGCUGACAACUACUCCUAGACCCGUUAUUGUAGAGCCUCUUGAACAACUGGAUGAUGAAGAUGGUCUUCCAGAGAAACUUGCUCAGAAGAAUCCUUUAUAUCAAAAGGAAAGAGAGACACCACCUCGAUUUGCUCAGCCUGGCACUUUUGAAUUUGAGUAUUCCCAGAGGUGGAAAUCCUUAGAUGAAAUGGAAAAACAACAAAGAGACCAGGUUGAAAAGAAUAUGAAAGAUGCCAAGGACAAGCUUGAAAGUGAAAUGGAAGAUGCCUAUCAUGAGCAUCAGGCAAAUCUCUUGCGUCAAGACCUUAUGAGGCGUCAGGAAGAGCUGAGGCGUAUGGAGGAACUUCAUAACCAGGAGAUGCAGAAACGCAAGGAAAUGCAGUUGAGGCAGGAGGAAGAACGUCGGAGACGGGAAGAAGAAAUGAUGAUCCGCCAGCGGGAGAUGGAAGAGCAAAUGAGAAGACAGAGGGAGGAGAACUACAGUAGAAUGGGUUAUAUGGAUCCAAGAGAGAGAGACAUGCGAAUGGGUGGUGCCACCACAAUGAAUAUGGGAGAUCCAUAUGCUUCAGCAGCCCAGAAAUUCCCACCUCUUGGAGGUGGUGGUGGCAUAGGAUAUGAAGCUAGUCCUGGAGUUGGGCAACCAGCCAUGAGUGGUUCUAUGAUGGGAAAUGACAUGCGUCCUGAACGCUUUGGGCAGGGAGGCGCGGGGCCUGUGGGUGGCCAGGGUCCUAGAGGAAUGGGGCCUGGAACGCCAACAGGAUAUGGUAGAGGGAGAGAAGAAUAUGAAGGCCCAAACAAAAAGCCCCGAUUUUAGACGUGACCUGUAGAGUUUCAUUCCAGUUUGUUUUUGUCUGUCUUGUUUAGACACCUACUUUUUAAUUCUUGCAUUUUAGUAAGAAAGCUACGUUUUUAUGGAUGUUAGAAACUUAUUGACCUAAUAUUUGUAAGUGGUCUGUUUGGGCAAGUACAACUUAAUUAUGUAAUGCAGUGUUUCAAAAAAAAAAAAAAAAUAGCUGUUUUUUUGAUGUAUAACGUCCCUAACUUGAUGGCAGUGUACCUUGUGCCACUGAAUUCCCAAAGUGUACCAACUUUUUUUUACUGUGCUUCAAAUAAAUAGAAAACUAAAUGUAGCAACUAUUCUUGCCAUUCAUGGUUCCAAAUGAUGAGGCCAAAUGCCACACCUUCCAACAUAAAACAAGAGUCUUGUAGGUCUAACUGGACCAGGGUGUGGAAGAGUAGCUAAAGGUGAGGUCUCCUCCCAUACUAGCUGUAGCUAUAAUAUUGGGUCAAUAUAGUUGUUGACUAAUUGAUUUUCCAGUAGGCACAGAUUUUUCUGAGUGUGAACUAUGCUGUAGUAAGGAAGCAAACAAACUUUGCAUGUUCUGUGUAAGAUGUAGCAAUGGAAGCCAUACUGCAAAUGAUGCAGUCAUGUAAUGGAUUUUGGAUUUUAGCCAUGGAGAAAAGGGGGUGGUGGUGUGGGAUGGUGGCAGAGACUGACCUCCUUGGCAGUCGCUGUUUAAAAUCUUUUAAAGACUUUAAACAGAAAAGUAGAAAAUGUCAUAUUAAAAUGAAUCCAUAGAAUGGCUUGUCUUGACUGACUUUCUAAUUAAAGGAUUCGUAAUGUGAUGCUUGUGAUCAAGCUGGAAAUACGGUAUUUGAUCUGGUUUGGUAUUUAAUACCUAACUGAAAUUUGGCAAAAAAGAACAAGUGCUACUGAAGUAAAGCAGGGAGAAUCUUUUUAAUUUGUACUCUGCAACUUGCUAAUGUCCUUUAUGUUAAUUGAGUGGACUAACUUCUAUAGUUCAGAAAUCAGUAGUGUAAAUUUAUAAGGGAUCUGUAGAAAAUAAAGUGCAUCUUAGACUUUGUAGCUGGUGUGUAAGUCCCAAACUAGCAUGCUAAAUUCAGAGGAAAUGAAGCUUCUUUCACUACAGUAUUAUCAGAUGUUUUAUUAUUGAUCUUUGCAAGACUAAGCUUAACAAGUAAUGCAUAAACCUGGAGUUUAAUUGCUAAUGCUACACAGUACACAUAAACUCCCUCUGAGGCUCUUAUCUGAAUGGUUUGAUGAAGUAGUUAGCUUGCUAUCAAUUUCAUUAAACCUCAUAUGAUUUCAAGGUAUUCUGGACUUUUUUGAUGUCAUACUUAGUAGUAAUUUUAUUACCAUGAUUUUGUAUCCAACAAGCUGGGAACAUCACUUCCCAGUGUGAAAUGUCUUGGUGUUGAUGUAGGAUAUAUCAACCUGCCUGGCACAAAGUAGGUAAAAACCUAGUUUGGCUGCAUUUUUCUCUGCACAAAUUUUGAGCAUUCUGUCAGCAGCCUUUAAUCUUCUGAAGAAGUUCCCACUCUUUGUGCUAAACAUUGGCUAAUUCUAAAUUCUAGGCUAAAUUUUAUCUUGUAUGGAUAAAACUUUAGCAUGCAGGUUGCAUUAUCUUGGAGUGCAAACAGCCCCUCUUUAGAACUGUGCCCAGUUAAGCACUGACUGUAGCUGUUUUAAAUGCCAAAUACUAGCAAGCUGUGAAAUGUUGAUACAAGGUAACAUUGACUUUGAAUAUUAAGUAUACUAAAUAGACUCAGUCUGUCUGGUGAAUUCUGUUUCCCAAAAACUUUGUAGAGGUUAAAAAGACAUGUUCCCACUGUGAACUGAUACAAACUGAUACAUAGGAAGUACUGGACCAACAGCACUUAAAUUGGAGGUUGUCUGGGAUCCAUUGAAUAGGAUUCCUCAGUUCAAAAUGGGAAGUCCAGUUUUUAUGUAGAUGGAUUUUAUUGUAGGGACCUAAUAAUGAAAAUAUUUUCCAAAGGGUGUUCAUGGGACACCCAGAGAAGGUGAAGGUGUCUGAGGUGGGGAACUCUGAACAUAAACGUUAAAUUAAUUUUUUUCAGUUUAUUUUUCAGAUUACAUGUCAUUCUUUAUUAAAGAGAUGCUGGUACAUAUCUUGAAAUAUGCUUUUUUUGUAGUACUGUAACUUUGAAGAGUGAAAGAUGCUGAUGUCCUAAUAUCUUCCAAAGGUGGUCUUUGGGUACCCCACUUUAUGUAAGCUAUUGUUGCUAGGUAUUAAAUAGAAUAGUUGCAAAACUGUGCUUAGCAAAUACACAGAAGGAUGUGGCAGUUCCUAAACACCUGAAAUAGUUUUGUUUAAUGUUAAACUGGGAACAGGGUAACAGUGCUUGUAGCAGCAUGAACAGAUUGUCCAAAACAAACUCAAGUCCUGCUUUGAGUUGCAUGCGCUAAUCAGGAUACAAUAAAUCCUAGCUAAUUUGAUUUCAAACUUUUAAAGUUACUGUCUUUUUAAAAGCUGGCACUUAUAUCAGAAUUUUAAAGUGAAUAUACCCACUUUUAAUAAACGUGGGAGGUAAACAAGUUCACGAUCCUCUGGUCUAUGUCUAUAUUUCUGAAGUUUUCUUUAAAAUCAGGCUAUUCAUAUAAUUGAGUUCAAAGUUUUUGUUAAUCGUUUGGAAGAGCACUUUGUCUGCCAGCCCACUUCUGGAUGGCCUAGACUGUGUAGGGAAUACCUUGUUGUAUAUUUGGAUUUGGAGAGACCAUUGGCUGUUGCAUUUUAGCCUACUUUAAUUAAACUGGGCUUCUUGAAGUACUUUUGGUAACUUCUAAAAGUUCCUGCAGCAACCAAAAUGGGUAUUCUUUUGACUAUUUUUCACACUAUCAAAUGCAGAACAAAUCUACAGUGCUUUGUAGGCCCCUAACACUACCUGAUUUUAUAUACUGAUACAAGAGAAAUUGAAACUGCUUUUGAGUUUGUGGUAUUUUUGUGGUAGAAAAAUUCUUGGCUUCUCCUUGGCAACCAUUUACUGUGGCAGCAAAUUUUGCUGGAGUUCUUGAGACUGCAAUUUACACUUAAAUAGUGGCCUGCUACAUAACUGCACUUAGCCAGCAUUUCUGCAGUUCAUAACUGUGAGGAACGUAGUACCACAAAUGGCAAUGGACAUUAGGACCCGGAUGUAGUAUUCCUGCUUGCUCCAAGAUUCUCAUUGCCGACUGCAUACAGGUAGGUAACAAGCAAUAUAAUAUAACUUGGUGACUUUCUUUGUAACCUUAUUCUGUGGGUAUUCUGACAUCACACUUCUGACUAUGGAAUUACAUUGCAGCACUCUUAAUAUGUGUACGUUUAGUUGGCAUCCAAGCUGCGUGGCUUUCGGUUUGAGGGUUAUUUUUCAAAAACAAUAAGCAACUCUUUGUGAUUCUUAGAUAAGCAUCUCAGACCCGAUUCCUUUGUACAUGACUUGAUUUGUGUGGAUUUUUAGUUAUGCUGUGACAAAGAUAUUUUUAGAUGUUCUCUGUGGGGAAGAGGGAGUGUGAACUUAGAAUCAUUUAACUAGUCAACCUGGUGCUGUUGGCACCUAAAAGAAAGGACUUUCUGCUUUAACUUUCUGUAGUAACAAAAUGACCUGUCUGCAGUGCAUUCCUUGUAGGUAGGGUCUUUGCUAUUUAGGAAGUAACACUGGUAAUCAUUGUGCUAUCCUUGAGUGACCUAGGUAAUAAUAACUUGAAGCUCACUCUAUUGAGCUUUAGGACUGGGCAAAAGAACAUCUUAGGUCAUAAAUUGUGCUCAAAUGAACAUCCUCAUAAUUUUACAGGAUUUACCAGCAACUCAGUACUUAUUACUCUCUGGGUGGCAGUGGUCAUGAUACAUUCAAGUGCCUUAAAUUGACAAGAUACUAGGAAUCCAAAGAUUCCUUCCUCUGUUCUCUUGGUAGUUUUACUUUCCAGCAAUAUUGAGCAUAUGAUUAUUUUAGGCUCUUCAGUACUAAAACUAACUGCAUCAUUUUAAAAGGUUACAUGCCUGCAUGUUUCCAGACUAGCAUAUGUGCUGAUCUUAGACCCUGUCUCCUCUGCGUUAGUUCUUGACUUGAUGUUUUUAUUCCAAGUUCUUUUUCAGCCUCUGAUGUGGUUCUUGGCUAAAAAAUAAGAGCUUGUUUUGGAGGUUUUGGGGUUUUUUUUCCUAUUUGAGCUGCAAAGUUUGGUUUUUUGGGGUUUUUGGGUUUUUUGUUUUUGUUUUUACUUUGCAUACUUGACUGUGUUGUACACUUCUGUCAGACUUGGACACCGUUACUGUAUCUAACAGGAAAGAAACUUUUAUUAAUAAGCAGGUCAUAAGCCAAUUACCCUCUGCGGUAGAGGUAUUCAUGGACCACUGAAAAAAAGUUUCUGUACCUGGUAACUUGGAUCGUAACGGGUCUUUACAUUCCAGUAAGUGUAGCUGAACACAUGCAAGUCAAGUAGUGGCACCUAAGCCAUUUUGGACAUUUGAUGAUACCUUCCAGUCUUUCUGUGAAUAAAACUUAGUAAGGGAUGGCAGCUUACUGUCACACAGUGACAGUUGGGUUACUUAUUAGGUAUCUCUAAACCAACGGUCAGGUCUACUUCUUACGUUCUGGGCACACUUACUUACCUUCAGGAGUGCUGUGGAGGGGUUUUAUGGACACAACUAUCUUGUUCUACAUACUUGGAAAUAAUAGGGGUGUUUUUACACUCUUGGAGCAAGUGGUUUGUGAUAAAACCAUGGGUUAUAUUGGCUCUGUCUGCAGUAAUGAAACUUACUGCUGUAGCUGUUUCAAAAGCAAAUAGUCACAUUUAUUCCUAAGCAAACAACUUGUAGCAAGUGGGUAUGAGAAAUAACACCAAAGUGCUUGCAUUGUAUUUCAUCUUGUUUCCAUCUUUCUCUGCAAAUUGCACUUUUCCUCAGAAGUUUAUCUGAAGCUCAGAAGUGUGGUGUCAGAAUACAUAUGCGUACCUGUGAGGCCCUCAGAUCAAAUACUGGUGCUAUCAGAGGAGAGCACAGCAAGCAUAUAGUGUUUGGGGGCUUUACUGUAACAUUACGCAGCAAAGUGUUGAUUGCUUGCAGUUUCCCCAGCAGCUAAACACUGAGGCCUGUGAGUAGUUUUAGGACUUGAGCAGUAAUGGGGUUGCAUGUUUCUGUUAAUCAUUGCCAGCUGCAGUGACAUGAUCAGGAAGGCCAGUGUUCUUGUUUAAUUAGGCUAACCAUACUGGAGAGAAUACAUAAAAAGUAUGCUGCUUUGGACUAUAUACUUGGAUGCUUAGCAAGGUUGGAAUCAGCUGAUAAUCCUCUGAUUUCUCUCCAUACCAGCUUGUGGGAUUCUUUAAAUAGCUGCUCAUGGAAAAGGAAAAUGGGAGGAUUGGCCUUCUCCCACUUCUGUCAUUGCUGCUAGAUAAUGAUUGACAAGUUAGGACUUGAUUGUACAAUCCCACAGUGGUUUGUGAAUACCCCAUCAUCUAUAAAUGUUGCUUUUGAACACCAGUACUGAAGAGCUAACUUGGGAGGUGGUGGGGGGUUGGGGAAAGAAGCGUGGCUAUUGCUGGAUAAUCUGGAGUAUUGGCAAGAUGCACAAAGAUAUAGUAUCCCUUAUGCAUGGUGUUUGUUGCUACAAUGGGAAUUCAUUUUUACUUAUGGAGGGGUUAUGCUUAACCAAGAGGUGGGUUUGAGAUUAGAUUUGAGCUUCUCCCUCUUGGAGCUAGCAACAUUUGUGAUUAGCGUGCUUUGCCUCCAGCCAAAGGUGUGCACAGAACAUAGUACAGAUACAUUUCUAGCGAGUGUUGAGAGUAGAUGAUCUUCUGGCCCUCAGCAUAGCUGUAAUUAAAGGGUGGGUAUGCAGAGGGGAAACAGCAGUGGUGACUCUCCAGGGGGUUUCUUUGGCUUCUUUUUUUUUUAAACUGCUUAGGAUACUUGGGCUUGGGUAUGUAGCUAGGAUGGGGACGUCUCACUCUUGAUGUAGAGGACUAUAUUUUUACAACUAAAAUAUGGCAGUGAGCUUGACAAAAUUUGUUACAUGCCUUCACAUAAGGGAUAGUAUACCUCUGGCUGCAAUUAAACUUCACGGUACUCAGACUGGUGAAACUAGCCGUUACGGUUUGUGUUCAGUUUAGGUGCAGUUCUUCAGUCCACCACCUGUACAUUCUUUCACUUUCUUACAAGUGUUUAGACUAGCCUACUUCUGCCCCUUACACUGCUUCCACCUAGCAUUUGGGAAUAACUUGUAAAUUCCCCUCAUAACUAAUCAGUCCAUGUAUCUUUUAAAUGUUACUCUUAAUGUAAAAAUUAGAUUUCUGUUUUCAGAAAAAAAUUGGAUGUGCUUUUAUAAUAACUUCAGUUUAUUAUCCUUUAGGUGAAGAUGUUGCAAGUUGAGUGAAACCAGAGUGCUCAUCCAUAUGAAUACAGGAGUAGAGCAUGAGCACAAUCCAGCAUGAUGUGAUCUCAGGUGCUGUUGCGUAGCCAAAAUACAAAAUCAGUUGGAGGAAGCGGUUCUUGAAAUCCAAAAGAGCCCCAAUGGAGGGGAGCCAGGAGCCAAGUGGCAACCUUGCUUUUCAAUAAAAUAUUUUUUAUUUUCCUAUA